AAAGAGACCGACCCGACCGACCGACAAGGCCUACAACUGACAGCAGAAACGCCUCCCUCGACGCGCUUCUGGCCCCGUCAUUGGACACUGUCAAGUCGACUUGCUAGCGCAUUGGGAAAAUAUCCACCCCACCACCAGCCCUCCGCCCUCUUAUUCAUAAGUACUCCCUCCCAACCAGCCGCGCCCUUUGCCCUCCCUCUCUCUCCCUUCUUGUCCUGUACUCUCUCCAGCACAAUCGCUACAAUCUACUUGCAGGAACACCGCGCGCCGACUACACGGCCAGUUCCAUUAGUCUCCACAUCGAGUAAGUGA
Bipolaris victoriae FI3 is the source of this 312-nucleotide messenger RNA. RefSeq lists its product as hypothetical. The transcript has a single exon. NCBI's taxonomy places the organism in Eukaryota, Fungi, Ascomycota, Dothideomycetes, Pleosporales, Pleosporaceae. The annotation marks the transcript as partial. The record is from RefSeq and is a predicted model, not a curated record.